This is a messenger RNA of Ostertagia ostertagi, 939 nucleotides long. Lineage: Eukaryota; Metazoa; Nematoda; Chromadorea; Rhabditida; Trichostrongylidae. The record is from the annotation of a GenBank genome assembly.
AUGUCUGGGCAGUGUACUGGUUCCGACGUGGGGAUGGGAGCGGCUUCCCCUCCGGCCGCUGGUAGAGUCUCAGUAAGGUAUCUAUGCUGUUUGUUCUGUUGCCCGCCCUUUCCUUCCUCGAUUGUCUCGAAGUUGGCUUUCAUGCCACCUGAAUCCAGCUACACAAUCACGGAGAACAAUAGGUUACAUUUGCUGGAAGGUCGUGCGGAAUGGCCUCAUGAUCCCGAUCAUCUUGUUACCAAUGUCGAGAUGUUUGUGGCGAGAACUAGAAGAAGAAACAAAAUUUCAUGCGUUUAUGUGCGUCCUGUACCAAAUGCUUACUUUACACUACUGUUUUCACACGGAAACGCUGUAGACAUCGGUCAAAUGACAUCAUUUUACUGGGGCCUUGGCCAUCGCCUUGGUUGUAAUGUGUUUAGCUACGAUUAUUCCGGGUACGGGUGUUCAACAGGAAGGCCGUCGGAGAAGAAUCUUUAUGCCGAUAUAACAGCAGCAUUCGAAACACUGAAAACAAAAUUCGGAGUUCCAGCAGAUCGUGUGAUCCUUUACGGACAGUCUAUAGGCACAGUACCUAGCGUGGAUUUGGCGAGUCGUGAAGAAGUAGCCGCCCUUAUUCUACAUUCACCAUUAAUGAGUGGGAUGCGUGUGGCUUUCCCAGGAACUCAGCGCACGUGGUGCUGUGAUGCGUUUCCUUCAAUUGAGAAAGUGCCUCGUGUGAAAUGCCCAACACUUGUCAUCCACGGAACGGAUGAUGAGGUUAUUGAUUUCUCUCAUGGAGUCUCAAUCUACGAGCGUUGCCCGGCUUCCGUUGAGCCGCUAUGGGUUUCAGGUGCUGGUCACAAUGAUGUGGAGCUACACGCCGCGUACCUGGAACGCCUUCGAAAUUUUAUCGACAGUGAGGCGAGACGCUCUAAAGACGACAUUGGCGUUCGCGUAUAG